Messenger RNA from Nannospalax galili (Upper Galilee mountains blind mole rat), 2051 nucleotides. RefSeq names its product inner mitochondrial membrane peptidase subunit 1 (gene Immp1l). Gene Ontology annotation, molecular function: serine-type endopeptidase activity. The transcript has 8 exons. NCBI's taxonomy places the organism in Eukaryota, Metazoa, Chordata, Mammalia, Rodentia, Spalacidae. Bases 486 to 1211 code for a protein of 241 amino acids. Gene Ontology annotation, cellular component: mitochondrial inner membrane peptidase complex; membrane. The record is from RefSeq and is a predicted model, not a curated record.
UGUACGUAAAGACUGCGUGCUAGUGCGCGGACCCAGGUGAGCCAGGGCCCACCUGAGUCUCCGACCCGGAACUUCUGCUGAGCUUUGGGGCCAGAGGUGAAGCGACUUCCAGUCAUUUGGAAAGGAUGGGAUGAAAAGGAACCUUGGUGAUAAUUUUGAUGUCUGCAAGAUUUAGUACCAGUGUAAUGGGAUUAUCGGUAACACCUUCACUGCAGAAAAAGCCACCUGGCGCUAUAACUGGCAGCAACUGAGAACUAAUCCUUUCCCAUCUCUUGGAUGUCAUUCAUGAAGCUCAAAGCGAUUUCUACCCUGCUAACUGUGAUUAAUUUUAUAAACAACAAAAAAAACACAGGUAGAAUAAGAAUUUUGAAACACAGCUUUGUGGCACAAACUGGUAAUCUAAGUUACGUGGGAGGUGGAAUCAAGAGCUUUUUAAGACCUGCCUGGGCUAUAAAGGCCAGUGGUGGCAGAGUCAACAUAGAACUAUGCUUCGAGGUAUUCUGGGAAAAACCUUCCGACUUGUUGGCUAUACUAUUCAGUAUGGAUGUAUAGCUCAUUGUGCUUUUGAAUACGUUGGUGGUGUUGUAAUGUGUUCUGGACCAUCAAUGGAGCCUACAAUUCAAAAUUCAGAUAUUGUCUUUGCAGAAAAUCUUAGCCGACAUUUUUAUGGUAUCCAAAGAGGUGACAUUGUAAUUGCAAAAAGCCCAAGUGAUCCAAAAUCAAAUAUUUGUAAAAGAGUAAUCGGUUUAGAAGGAGACAAGAUUCUCACCACUAGUCCAUCCGAUUUCUUUAAAAGCCAUAGUUAUGUGCCAAGAGGUCAUGUUUGGUUAGAAGGUGAUAAUUUACAGAAUUCUACAGACUCCAGGUACUAUGGACCUAUACCAUAUGGACUAAUAAGAGGACGGAUCUUCUUUAAGCUGCAGAGGAAGAGUGAGACCUCUCUCCACACCACCCAGUUAUGGAGGAAAGGCCAUAAAAGGACACAGCAAGGAAGCUGUCUGCAUAAGGACAGGACUGACCAACACCAUCCUGAACUUCUCAGCCUCCAGAACUAUGAGAAAUUUUGUUUAGCUGCCCAGUCUGUGGUAUUUUGUUAUGGCAGCCCAAGCAGACUAAUGGGUAUUCUUCAAAUUAAACAAGAUCAGGCUAAAAGUGCUUCAAAGAAUAAAGCUCUUCAAAAAUGUAAGGGAUUAUUAGUCAUCUGCUCGUAAAAGAAUGGUAAGUAAUCAAACAGAAAAGUGCUUGAAUGCUGCAAUAAUCUCACAAGACAAGUGUGCUCUGUUGUUCUCUUGCUGUUUUCUGGGCCAGUAUUUUCUCUGCACAUAGACAAUCCAAAGGAUCCUUGAGUCUUAACAUGCUAAGAGUAUUGCCUGUGUAGCACACACAUGAAGCUCUAAACAUGCUAAGAGUAUGGUCUGCGUAGCACAAACAAGCUUUAAACAGGUGGACUUUGGGCAAAGAAAGCAACUACAGGUGGGAAGCGCUUGUCUCUGUUUUCAAAGGCAUGCUGUAUUUCCUGCAUCUGUGCAUUGUUCUUUGAGAAGUUAAUGCUGUAUGAAAAGAAAAAGACUACUGAAAUCCAGCAACCCCCAUCUCUAAAACAGUCUUCUCUUGCUGUCUCACUAGUCUCUUAUUCACUUGCUAGGAAUGCUUCCCUUUGUUCAGUUGUGUGAAUGCCUACAAUUUAAUUAUAUUUAAUAACUGCCUGCUCAAAAUUUAUUGGUGAGUUACACAGUUUUAAAAUAGAUGAAAAGAUUAUACAAUAUUUUGAACCUACCAUGGUUUUCUAUUAAAAUAUGUCAAAUAUUAUACUAUGUCAUAUUUACUUGGUACCAAGAGUCUAUUAAAGUGCCCCUAAAAUCUAGACACAGACUUUGUCUGUGGUUGAGCUAGCUCCUCCAUCUCUCUGUUCCCAAUGAAUAGCUUAUCCAUAAUUUACAGUGAGCCAAGUUGUUUCCCACAAUUUAUUUUCCACAUUCUAUACAAAGUAUACAUGUUGGGUUUUGUUGUUUUGUUUUGAGAUUGGGCCUCACUUUACAGUCCAGGCUACA